Quercus robur (English oak) is the source of this 1959-nucleotide messenger RNA. RefSeq names its product equilibrative nucleotide transporter 3-like. The transcript is spliced from 12 exons. Gene Ontology annotation, cellular component: plasma membrane. The coding region runs from base 480 to 1739 and encodes 419 amino acids. The record is from RefSeq and is a predicted model, not a curated record. Gene Ontology annotation, biological process: nucleoside transmembrane transport. Gene Ontology annotation, molecular function: nucleoside transmembrane transporter activity. NCBI's taxonomy places the organism in Eukaryota, Viridiplantae, Streptophyta, Magnoliopsida, Fagales, Fagaceae.
AACUUAUUACAAAGAGCCAUGGGCAACAUUUUUAAUUUAUCAGAGAGAGAGAUGGCAUAUGUACUUAUUUUGUCACUUUGAUGUGUUAGUAUGACACAUUCCAGAGCCUCAAAAUGUUGAUCCUUUAGGAUCUGGUAGCCAAUUUCGUAGUUAAAACUACAUACAUUACAUGAUAAAGUCUACAGACAAGUACCUAGGAAUCAUAAAACUAAACCAGUCCAGAAAAUACGAGUAAAAAACACGCCAAUUUUCAGGAAGACCACGUUAUAUAAUUGUUCUUGGAUAAAUAAACAUGGUUCUGGCAUCAUCAACUGAUUUAUAAUUCUCAAGAAGUCAAACUCAACCAAGAUGAUUUAGCUAUCACUUAAGCUAUCUGUCUGUCAUCGUUGACAACCAGUCUAUGAAGAUCUUUCUUAAAAUUCCACGCUCAGUGAUAACAAGCUCAUUUCUUUUCCACAAUACACUUGAUAAGGGAAGUAAUGACUAUUGUUGAUAAAAGUGAGCCUCAAACAAGACUUCAGGGAAAAUAUAAAGCAGUGGCAGUUUGCUGGAUUCUUGGACUGGGGUCCCUUAUGUCAUGGAACAGUAUGUUGACUAUAGGAGAUUACUACUACAAGUUGUUCCCACUAUACCACCCUUCAAGGGUACUUACCCUCGUUUAUGAACCAUUUGCAAUUGUGACAAUGGCAGUACUUGCCUACAAUGAGUCAAAGAUUGAUACUAGAUUGCGGAAUUUGAUUGGAUACUCUCUCUUCUUUGCAAGUACUGUGAUGCUCAUAGUAUUGGAUUUAGCAACAUCUGGGAAAGGAGGAGUUGGUCCUUAUAUUGGUAUAUGUGCAAUUGUUGGUUGCUUUGGAGUUGCAGAUGCCAAUGUUGAAGGUGGAAUGAUUGGAGACCUAUCUUUCAUGCACCCAGAACUCAUUCAGUCCUUCCUUGCUGGCUUGGCUGCAUCAGGGACUCUAACAUCAGUUAUGAGAAUAGUAACAAAAGCUGCCUUUGAGAAAUCUGAAAAUGGUCUUCGCAAGGGGGCGAUGUUAUUCCUAGCAAUCUCAGCGUUCUUUGAGUUUCUCUGUGUUAUUCUCUAUGCCUAUUUCUUCCCUAAACUGCCAAUAGUGAAGUACUACCGGUCAAAGGCAGCAUCUGAAGGAUCAAAAACAGUAUCAGCUGACCUUGCUGCCGCUGGAAUCCAAGUGGAAGCAGACCAAGAAGCAGAAGGGAAUGCUAAUCACCAUGAGAGAUUGAGCAAUAAGCAAUUAUUCUUUGAGAACAUUGAUUAUGCAAUUGACCUGUUCCUGAUAUAUGUCCUGACACUGUCAAUUUUCCCUGGUUUCUUAUAUGAAAAUACAGGAACACACCAGUUGGGGUCAUGGUACCCACUAGUUCUGAUUGCAAUGUAUAGUGUCUGGGAUUUCCUAUCAAGAUACAUUCCUCUUUUGCAAUGCCUAAAGAUGGAAUCUAGAAGGAGCCUUAUGAUUGCAACUCUUUCUCGGUUCUUACUUAUCCCGGCUUUCUACUUCACAGCAAAAUAUGGUGACCAAGGAUGGAUGAUCAUGCUCGUAUCCUUCUUGGGACUAUCCAAUGGUUAUCUUAUUGUCUGUGUCCUCACAGUAGCACCCAAAGGCUACAAGGGACCUGAGCAAAAUGCCUUGGGUAAUUUGCUUGUGUUGUGUCUUCUAGGUGGUAUAUUUGCAGGAGUUGCUCUUGAUUGGUUGUGGAUAAUAGGUCAUGGAAGCUUUUAAGGCGAGAAGUCCAUAAUGCUAUCACUGAAUAAACCAAUCGCCUCACUUGAUUGUAGAACUUUUUGUGUAAUUAUAAUGAAAGCAAAUUGUAAAGGCUUGAUGAAAUUAUUGACUUUGAACCCAACAACAACAACAAACUAUUGAGUGGUGUAAAAUUGUUUAGAAUUACAUUAUGUGUAACUUGAACCAUAUAUAUAGAUUGAGUAAAAUUGGUAUUAAG